GCGAAAGCACACAUACGGCAGCUUCUGCCACAAGGCUUGUCGGAGUCUAUUAGCAAAGUACGGACAAGCAUUGCUUAUGCAAUCUCAGCAAUUGCUCACUGGGAUUGGCCGGAAGUAUGGCCUGAAUUAUUUCCCCUACUUAUGCAAGCUUUGACCAGUGGCCAACCAAACGCAGUCCAUGGAUCUAUGCGAGUUCUGUCAGAGUUUUGCCAAGAUGUGACAGACACUCAGAUGGCUCACGUUGCUCCAGUUAUUCUACCUGAGUUGUACAAAGUCUUCAUUGGAGCAGAGACUUUUGGUGUACGAACUCGAUCCAGGACUAUACAUAUAUUCAACAUUGUGGCUGGAAUGGUGUCAACAAUGCAAGAAUUUCAGAAGGGUGUGGCUAAACAGCUGUUGUUCCCAGUCCUGCCUCAGUUUACCAAGGCAUUCAUUCACUGCCUGCAGCUGCCAGACUCACCAACCUGUGACAGUGGUUUGAAGUUAGAAAUCAUUAAGGCUCUGACCACUCUGAUUAAAGGUUUCCCCAAGACCAUGGCCCAGUGGUUGCCUGAUAUUUUACCAUCUAUUUGGAGCAUUUUUACACAGAGUUCAGACUUUUAUGUGAGGACAGUUGUAAAUAACUUAGAGGAUGCAAAUGAUCCAGUUGACUCUGACGGUGAUGUCCUUGGAUUUGAAAACCUGGUUCUGACAGUGUUUGAGUUUGUUCAUGCCCUGAUUGAAUCCACCAAGUACAGAAACACAGUGAAGAAAACAGUAGACCAAAUCAUCUACUUCAUUAUAAUCUACAUGCAGAUAACUGAAGAUCAGGUUCGUUUAUGGAGCAAUAACCCAGAUCAGUUUGUAGAAGAUGAAGAUGAUGACAGCUUUUCAUACUCUGUGAGGAUUUCAGCUCAGGAUUUACUUCUUUCGUUUGGCACAGAGUUUCAGAAUGCGUGCCCAGAGGCCUUGUGUCAGGCAAUAACGAAACAUCUGCAAGAGUCAGAGGCAGCGAAAAAUUCAGGCAGUCAUUACUGGUGGAAGAUCCAUGAAUCCUGCAUGCUGGCUCUGGGUAGUAUGAAGGAGAUGGUGGUACAGGCUGUCAAAACCGGGACUGUUCAGUUCAAUCUGACAGGAUUUUUACAGACUGUUGUCCUAGGGGACAUGAAUUAUUCAGUGUCCCCAUUCUUGCUGGGAAGAUGCCUGUGGACAGCUAGUAGAUUCACAGAAGCCAUGCCACCAGAUUUGUUGGAAAAGAUGCUGCAGGCGACAGUGGGUGGCCUGCACAUGACACAGCCAGCCACCAUCAGAAUUUCUGCAGUCAGAGCUGUGUAUGGCUUCUGUGAUCACCUGAAAAUGGUGGGCAACACUCAGAUCUUGGUCCCGUAUCUGCAGAACAUUAUGGAAGGUUUGAUUGGUGUUGCCACGCAGUUCUCUACUGAAGUGAUGGGUCUGUGUCUUGAGACCUUGGCUGUUGUAGUUACUAUAAAUGAGGAGUUUACUGCGAACGCUGAGAGCAGGCUUGGUCCCUUGACUUUGGCUGUGUUCCUUAAACACACGGGAGAUCCAUUUGUUGUAUCUUUAGUGCAAGACAUUGUGAAAGUGUUGGCAGCUAACCCGUCUUGUACCUCUGCGGUGCAGACUAGAUUUAUCCCUCCACUCAAUAGCAUUCUCAACUCAGACUCUGAGAAACUGUCUCCAGGACUUGUAUCUGUAUCAAUUGAGAUGAUCACUAGCCUGAUUCGAGCAGUGCCAUUACCUCUGUCUGACCUAGUGAUGUCCAGUUUUAUGCCAGUUAUUCAUGCACUUCUGACAACAGAUGACAGUGCGGCUCUUCAAAGUGGUGGAGAGUGCUUGCGAGCCUUCACCUCUGUAGCCUUAGAUCAAGUCAUAGAGCUGAGAGAUGACUACGAUAACAAUGGCAUGCACUACACAGUCCAAGUGAUCUUCAAGUUGUUGGAUCCAAAAACAUCAGAGCACACUGCCACCUUUGUGGGCAGGCUGGUGUCUACUGUCAUCGGCAAGUGUGGCACUCAGCUGGGAGACAAUCUGGACCUGAUGCUGCGAGCUGUGCUCAGUAAAAUCCAACAGGCGGAGACACUUAGUGUACUGCAGAGCCUGCUAAUGGUGUUUGCCCAGCUGAUGUUGACUCAGAUGGAGGCAGUUCUGGAUUUCUUGACCAGUGUUCCUGGGCCUACGGGGAAGCCAGCCCUAGAGUUUGUGCUCAAUGAGUGGUGCUCACGGCAGCAUCUCUUUUUUGGACACUAUGAGAGAAAAAUUAGUAUUCUAGCCUUGUGUAAGCUGCUGCAGCACGCCAUCACCACCAAUGACCUCAGACUGCAGGACAUCAUGGUGCAGGGUGAGCCAAUAGUUCCCCAAGGGCAUGGUAUUCGUACCAGGUCAAAGGCAAAAUCAGCUCCAGAGCAAUGGACAACUGUUCCUGCACUGGUCAAGAUUUAUAAACUUCUCAUCAAUGAGUUGUCAAAUGCCAUAGAAGAGAACAUUACACAUGCUGAAGAGGAUGAUGCACUUGAUGAUGAUGAGGACGAUGAAGAGGAUGAAGACGGCAACGAAAACAUUGAUGAUGAUGAUUUUGUUGCUGGUGGCCAGUCUCUUUCUGACCUUCUCAGCAACUUAAAUGGUGAAGGCUUCACAACAGAUUCUGAGGAAGAUGAUGACCCUGACGCAAAGAAUGAUCCAAACAACCACAUUAACAUCCAGAGCUACCUGACUGAGUUUUUACAGUCUCUGGCUGCCCAGCCGUGCUACUCCAUGUUUUGUCAGCACCAUAAUGAAUCAGAGAAACAGGUUUUGCACACAAUAAAUAUCAAUUGCUGA
This is a messenger RNA of Candidula unifasciata, 2817 nucleotides long. NCBI's taxonomy places the organism in Eukaryota, Metazoa, Mollusca, Gastropoda, Stylommatophora, Geomitridae. The record is from the annotation of a GenBank genome assembly.